Messenger RNA from Thyridium curvatum, 316 nucleotides. RefSeq lists its product as uncharacterized. Lineage: Eukaryota; Fungi; Ascomycota; Sordariomycetes; Thyridiales; Thyridiaceae. The annotation marks the transcript as partial. The transcript has a single exon. The record is from RefSeq and is a predicted model, not a curated record.
GAUCACCACCGCCGUCACCGCCGCCAGCAACAUCAUCACCGCCGGCCUUACGGCCGCCAUUGCUGAGGCUGGCCCGGCCACCAACUCUGCGGUCGCCUGGGCUGGAGAGAACGUCGCCGCCGCCGUCAAUACCGCCAUCGCCACCGCAUUCCCCGGUGCUGCCAACACUACUGGCGCGGAGGGCGCUCCUGAGGCCCUCGAGGAGCUGGAGGCUGGCGCCGGCGAAGGGCCGGCAGAAGUCACAGCCCGCAUCUCGGGCAAGACCGCCUGUUUGUGUCGCCGCAAGCCCUCCGACGAGAACGAGGCGGAUGAGUAA